Molecule: messenger RNA, 813 nt
Organism: Callorhinchus milii (elephant shark)
Lineage: Eukaryota; Metazoa; Chordata; Chondrichthyes; Chimaeriformes; Callorhinchidae
Gene: mrpl30
Product: mitochondrial ribosomal protein L30
Exons: 5
Coding region: 28-753 (241 amino acids)
Biological process (GO): translation
Cellular component (GO): mitochondrion; large ribosomal subunit
Molecular function (GO): structural constituent of ribosome
Source: RefSeq, a predicted model, not a curated record
GUAUUACCAGUGCGGUGUGUACAGUGUAUGAGAGGCUGUGUAUUACCUGUCCGGUGUGUGUUAGUUUCUAGUCGGUCUCUUCCUCUUCCUGGUAUCGGUGUCACCGCUAUUUCUGUCCGGUUAUGUGCAGCGGAGCCGCAGUGUCGGUGGGGGCCGUGUGCAGGAGGGGGUGAGCGGCCUCGGGCACUGCCUAUACAGCCGCGUGUCCUCGCCCUCGGCUCAGCCCCGGGGACUGACUCCCCGAGCGGCGAGAGAGAGGAGCGGCUGAUGGCGGGGCUGUGCCGCGCGGCCCGAGGCUGCACUCGGCGUCUGGGGAACUUGACAGAGAAGUUUCUCAUUCCAUUAUCAUGGACUGGAUUUGUUCGAUUGAAAUUUACUAAGUCGCGUAUUCCAGAAAAGAUGUUUGAAGUGCAUCCCUCAGAUCAUGAAAAAUAUGGUGGUGACCCAGAGCAACCACAUCAACUGCACAUCAUUACAAGAAUAAAAAGUGGGAAGCGUCGUCCAUACUGGGAAAAAAAGAUUGUUCAUGACCUUGGAUUAGGCAAGUCAAAUCAACCACGGAUUCAUAAGAACAUUCCAUCAGUUAACCAAAAGCUAAAAAUUAUUAAGCAUCUUAUAAGCAUACAACCCCUGAAAUUACCACAGGGGCUUCCGACAGAGGAGAAACUAGCAGCUACUUAUCUGAACAGCAAAGGGGAAUUGAUUAUAAGACAGCAACUGCUGCCACUCGAGGAAAAAACAAUUGAAUCAUAGCUGCGGUUCGAGUCCGGCUCUUGUAACUUUGAAAUAAAAAUUUCACUUUGUGCUAUUUUC